ACCAGGCCGCUCGAUAAAACGUUUUGCUCUUUUGAGACCCCUCCUGUAGAGAUGCUUACUGGCUCAAGUCUAGUGGCAGCAGCCUCAGUAACACGUCCCCUUGGAGACUAGCAGGAGCAACACGUGAUGCGUCUUACUUAUCAGGUUUAGGGGAGAGGAGAGAGCAGCGCUUUGGGGACGGCCAGAGAGGAAAGCGAAAUAAGUGUUUUCCUCUCGUCUCUCAACUCUUUCUUCCUCUUUAGGAAUUUGGAAGAAAGAGAGGGGAACAAAGUUGUCUAACUUUGCACAUCCUCAGUAACGCCAUUUUGAUUCCUCUCCGGAACAACUUUGCAGCUUCUUUUUUUUCUUAGCCCAUCAUCACCAUUCACCAUCAUCAGUAUGUCUCGGCGCAAGCAGCCCAACCCCAACAAAGUCGAACUGUGAUCAGUGGGUGCUGACACUCGAGGUGGGCAGGCAGGCCGUCGUCUCCCCCCCAGCCCUGAGCUCCGAGCCCAGACACCUUUUUGCCCUGGUCUCUCGAGGUGAUGGAGAGCACCAUGGAGAGCACGCGUCCGGGGGGAGGAGUGAGCGUGGAGCUGAGCGCUGGAGAGACCGAGCACUCGGAGGAGCAGGAGACCCCUGAUUCCACACACACACAGGACAAACACACAGGGAGUAACGGAGUGAUGGAGGAAGAGGAGGAGGAAGGCAUGGCUGGAGAAAAUGGAGAGAAUAUGACAGAGGAGGAAGGCGUGGACUUGUCAUCCAUCAACACCAUGUUGUCGACGGUGAUGAAUGCAGGCCAGCUCAACGGAGCCCUGGAGCCUUCCACACCCUCCACCCCCAUCAGCAGGACCACCCUGCCCAGACCCCCUAGUGUCAACCGCAACGCCCGGAGGAACACCACGGAAGCCAAAGACUUCAGUACAGAUUUCAUCUGUCCCCUGUGUGACAAGGACUGUAUGACCCAGCACCAGCUCACUAUGCACAUCCGACAGCACAACUCGGACAACGGGGCGACGGACCACUCAUGCAGCAUCUGUGGCAAGGCCCUGAGCUCAGCCAGCUCGCUGGACCGCCACAUGCUAGUGCACAGCGGAGAGAGGCCCUACAAGUGCUCCUUCUGUGGACAGACUUUCACCACCAACGGCAACAUGCACAGACAUAUGAAGAUCCAUGACAAAGACCCGGCUGGCGUCGUUCCCACCAGCCCCCCCUUGCCCACCAAGAGACGUCGCCCCUCCGCCAAGAGGAGGUCAGCCAUGGACGAGGAUAAGGAGCGAAGCGACGAACCGGCCAAAAAAAAGGUGCUAGAGGAGAGUGUGUUGGAGGAGUUGGGUUCAGGCCAGGGGGAUGAUGAGGUGUUGCCGUGCCCGAUCUGCUUCAAGACCUUUGGCUGCAAGUACGACCUGGAAGUCCACAUGGACACACACCCCGACACCACGCUCAGGUGUGACCUGUGCUGCCUCUCCUUCCGGACCCACCGCGGCCUGCUGCGGCACAACGCUGGCAUCCACAAGCAGCUGCCCAUAGACCCCGGCGGACAGCCCUUCAUCCAGAACAACCCCUCCAUCCCCUCUGGCUUCAACGACCUGGCCUUCAUUGACUUCUCCUGCCACAAGUUUCCCCACAUCGCCCAGGUCUGGUGUGAGACCAACCUCCGCCGGUGCACCAGCAAGUUCCACCGUUUCGUGUGUGAAGCCUGCGACAAAGGAUUCCCCUUGCUCUCAGCCCUGGUCCUGCACAAGACCACCAUUCAUCAGCAGCAGCCGUCACCCACAGGGAGCGCCCAGGAGUCCCCCGCAGCCCAGGAGAAACCGGCAACUCCGGCCCCUCAGCAGGCCAGCUUCCUGGAGACCCUGGGUCUGCAGCACAUCUCCCAGGUCAAGCUUCAGCCUUCGGAGGAUGAGGUCCGGCAAGCCCAGCUGGACAGCAUCCGGGUCAUCCAGGUGGAGCCUCUGGCCUCCACCUUGCCCCAGGAGGUUGAUUCCGCGGAUGCAGGAUCCCUCGGCUUGGUGGCGGCCUCGUCCCUGCAGGGCCUGUCCCAGAGGGAGGCCCUCAGCCUUCUCUCCCUGCAGCCUUUCCCCACAGGCUUCCUCUUCCACCCAGGUGGUGGUUCUACGAUCAAGCCUGUGUGUGGCGAGGCUGGCCUGAUGGAGCUGGCUGACAUCCAGCAGAUCCUGAAGGUGGCCUCGACCGCCCCCGGUCAGAUGGGCCUCCUGCCGUCCCUGGCCAAGGCUCCACACUGGGGAGUGUCCAGCCAGAGCCAGGCGGCCGGCUGCAAGCCCAUGCCCCCACUGAAGCCAAAGCCCAUGGUGGCACCACGAUCCAGCCUGGCUGCCUCCACGCUGCCAACGCUCCAGAGCACCCAGCAGGCCUCCCUGGGCUGCAUCAGCCCCAGUCUGCCCCCGCCGGCCAGCCAGCUGCUCAAUAUGCCCCAAGAGUCUUCAUCAUCUUCCUCCUCUUCCUCGAGCAGCCAAGCCUCCCUGGAGAAGAUGCAGAUGGAGGCAGACUGCAUGGGCGACGCCCAUAUGCCCAACGACUCGACAGAGCUGCAAAUCAAACAAGAGGAGGGCCAGACGGCCGGAGGGAAGAAGGGGGCAGGGGGCUCCAACCGCGGCGGCAUCAAGGCUUCCUACCCGUGCCGCUUUUGCGAUCAGGUGUUUGUUUACUCUGGGGUGCUGCAGGCGCACAUGCGCUUCCACCUGGGCAUCCUGCCGCACCAGUGUAACAUCUGCGACUACGUGGCGCCCGACAAGGCCACCCUUAUCCGCCACCUGCGCACGCACAGCGGCGAGCGCCCCUACGUUUGCCGCGUCUGCCACUACCCUUUCACCGUCAAGGCCAACUGCGAGCGCCACCUGCGCAAGAAGCACAUGAAGAACACAAGGAAAGAGAUCGAGAAGAACAUCAAGUAUGUCUCGUCGACCACAACCCAGGAUCCCUUGGAGCUGGCCUCCGCCGGCGACACCGCCUGUCGUUUCUGUGGUGAGGAUCUAAAGAGCUACCGGGCUCUCCAGAUCCACCUACGCACCCACAACGGCUGCCAACGCAAGCCCUUUGAGUGCCGGCGGUGUGGGGCGGCUUUCUUGGCCAAGAGGAACUGCAUCCACCACAUGCUCAAGCAACAUCCCGAGGUGCAGGAGCGGGAGAUCGAGGAGCACAUUGCCACCCUUCUCCCAGCCAUCACAGCCACCACCUCCAGGGCCAGCUCCAGCAGCCCUCUGGCUCUCAAUGGCCUUACGCCCACCCCCAGUGCCACCAUGCAGCCGGUCAAGGUGGAAGAUUUCAGCAUCUACUCCUCCUCCGGUGACUUGGAUCAGCCAUUGGACUUCUCCAACAAGAGCCGCGGGGGGGGUGGAACCAGCAGCGGUUCAGGGAGCCUAGCCGGUUCUCCUGGGAUCAAACUGGAGACGGUCAGCCUGGUAGCCUACGACUGCUCCAUGGAACCUAUUGACCUGUCCAUCCCCAAGAACCCCAACAAGAGGUUGAACAGAGACGCCACCGCUGUUGACACGAUGAGCGUGGAGCGCCGAGAGAUCAAAAAGGAGCUGCCCUUCUCCAGUGUACUGGACCACCUCCCCUCAUCAAUUCAGCUGAACAAGAGCUAUGAGGAGAAUCUGAAGACCCCCCAGUCUGGCUCUUACCAGCUCCCCCCAGUGACCAUCUCCCCGCUUCUCAUUAGUACCCCUACUGCCACAAGCCGGGCGCUCCGUCUCAAGCCCUUGCUGCCCAAACCGACCUCUUCUUCCUCCUCCCUGAAAGAGCUUCCCCCUCUGGCUUCCAUCGCCCAGAUCAUCUCCUCCGUCUCAACGGCUCCAGAUUUGCUCAAGAGGGAGCCCACGCCGGAUAACAAGGCUGGCGCCGGCCUCAACGGCCUUCAGACAGAACCGGAGCGUUUAGUUGGGGGCGACAACAGCUCUGAAGCCUCGAUGGAAGAGCUCCCCCUAGAGGGCUCGUCCAGAAAGCGCACUAGGAAGAAGCCAGCGAGCCAGGCCAAGACUAUAGCAACUGCCCGUGUGCCCACGCCCGAGCAAAACACAGACAGCGGCAUGGACCUGGAGUCCAGUGGGGAGUUUGCCAGCGUGGAGAAGAUGCUAGCCACCACCGACGCUAACAAGUUCAGCACCUACCUGCGGACGGGUGCGGUGGAGCUUGGAAGGAGGGACGAGGGGAGACAGAGUCAGGGAGAGGAGAAAGAGUCACCACCUCAGUCUGUGCCGCCCCAGUCCAAAGGAGGGAAGAAGAAUGCCUACUCCAACUCAGUGCAGAAGAUGACCUGUCCCUUCUGCCCCCGGGUCUUCCCCUGGGCCAGCUCCCUGCAGAGGCACAUGCUCACACACACUGUCUUCUCUAAUGUGCUGUCGGCUACAGGUCAGAAGCCCUUCCCCUGUCCCAAAUGUGACGCCUUCUUCUCCACCAAGUCCAACUGUGAGCGCCACCUGCUGCGCAAGCAUGGCGUGACCAACCGCUCGCUGCGCCGCAACAGCCAAAUGUCCAAGAACAAGGAUGGCGAUGAGGGAUCACACGACAGCGCAGAGAGUUCUGAGAAUGAGCAGACUGCAGGAGAAGCUCUGGACCUGAGCAGCAUGGACCCCGAUCAGAAAAGCUCUGCAUCCGAGUCGCCCAGCGCAGACCAAACACCAGACACUGCUGAGCUGCUGCUAGGGGAGAUGGAACCGCAAUCCAACAACAACAACAUUGAAAAUGACGACAACGACGAUUCGCAGAGCAACAAGAGCUUGGACCUCAACUUCGCCAGCAAGCUCAUCGACUUCAAGUUCUCGUCAGAAGGCCAGCAGCCCCAGACCUCCCUGGUUGGAGAUAAGGUGGUGGUGGUGGCCGAGCCAGAUAGAGUGACGGCCGCCCAGCAGCAGGACCAAGAGCCCUCCAAGUACACCUGCAAGAGGUGCAAGAAAAACUUCCGUUAUGCCGCCACCCUGGCUCGCCAUGAGAAGGCACACUUGUGUGAGACUGCACCCCCCGAAGAGGCUUGUGGAACAGAGGAGACUGGGCCUGCCCCAGAGGAUCUCCCCAACACUACUACAACCACCGCCGAGGAGGAGGAUCAGGAGGAGGGAGAUGGAGAGAAGGAGGCUCCGGAAAGCGAGGGAGUGGGCAGCGUGAUGGACAGUGGUUCAGAGGAGGAGGAGAAGAAGGAGGAGCGAAGUGACGAGGAGGGGGCAGCAGAACCAAAGAAUGAAGGAGAGGCAGGCAGAGGGUCGGGGAGCAAGGCGGACAAGAGGAAGAAGAUCUGUAACGUGUGCAGCAAACGCUUCUGGUCCCUGCAGGAUCUGACAAGACACAUGCGUUCGCACACAGGUGAGAGGCCCUACAAGUGCCAGACGUGCGAACGCACCUUCACCCUUAAGCACAGCCUGGUGAGGCACCAGAGGAUCCACCUGAAGCCGCGGGGCAGCGAGGGGGCAGAUGGAGCUGAUGCCAAUGGGGCAGAGGCCCCGGCCGGAGACUCAGCUAGUGAGGAUGGAGAGUGCACCCCCACCAGCACCUGCCCCCCUUCCGAAAACGAGAGCGAAGGCACUGGAGGGGCCAGGGAGGAGGGAGGCGAGGGAACUGAGAAAGAGGCCCCUCUGCCAGGCCCCACAUCCCUGGCCCAGUCCCUGUCCACCACUGAACCAGCCCAGUCAGAGUCAGCUACAGAGGCCAUAGCUGAGCCGCUCGUUGAGCCAGUCUCGGAAGCGGUCUCUGAAUCAGUUCCUAACCCACCUGUAGAACAAACCUCAGACGGACCCUCUGAAACAGAUGUAGAACUAAACGCUGAGGUAUCAGCCUCUGAAAUGGCUAGAGAAACAGAUGGCAAUGCAGCCACUCAAACGCCAACAGCAACCCCCAAAGAAUCUUCCACAGAGUCCCCAGCCCCACAGCCCACUACCCCAGAGAAAGACCCUGAUGGCCCCUCGGAAGGCUUCAUCCAAGGCCUACUGGAGAUCCACACCAAGCCUUCCCUCGAGCACAUCCUUCCCGCUGGUGAGGCUCCCUUGGUGGGCGUUGAGUGAGGGAGGCACCCUCCUUCCUACCCCCAGUCUCUGGUUCUCUUUAUGCAGUGGACCGCUGUAUGUGCCGCAGUGCCAUAAGAUAGAAGUACUCCUAAAGAAUGCAAGACGAUGAAAUCAAGAAGAAACACCUUGUUUCUAAGUGCCUUACUACUUCUAUUUUGUUAGUUUUUUUGCUAUAUCUUUAUCUACAUUUAUCUACCGAGGAUCUAAUUUUUUAUAGCGUUUUAUGAUGAUUACAUAAUUGUUUUUGGAUUCUAUGAGAUGAACUUUGAAUAAGCAAUAAAUGAAAUCAAAUUUACCAUGACCGAUUUAUAUUAAAUGAUCAAGUGUGUGACAGACAAAAAUAACUGUUAUUGUAUAUUUAAACCACAGUCGUACCUUAAAAACAAUGCUGAGACUGAGAAAGGACUUGAGUUUCCCAGCAGUGGGGAUUAAGUCACUCAUGUAACUGGAAGCACAGCUAUAGCAGAUACCCGUCAGGCUGUCACAAAGGUGUCCUGAGAAAGGACUUGAUUUACUCUCUCAUGAUCCCUGAUAACCAACAUCAACAGUCUCUCUGUUUGUAUUGAGAAUACAUUAAUGAACUGUGACAUGAUUUGGUGUUAGGAGGCAAAUCAAAGAAAACAGACCUGACAAUGGAUAGCGUACCAUAUCUGAGAUCUAUGCUGUUGCGUUCCCCUAGGCUCUCUUUAUCUUGCCAUGAUAUGGGCAAUAUUUGCCUGAAACGUGUGUUUUUCCCCCGAAUCAUUCGCAUUUAAUUUCAUGUGCGUUGACCAUGUUGCAUGUGGGAGUGUUGUGUGUGUGUGUGUGUGUGUUAUUCGUUCAGGAGAGGUUGGGGGAUAUAAGGUGUUUGAGGAAAUGUACUUUUCCUGAACAAAAGGGCUUGAUAUGUGUACCCCCCCAUAUCUCUCACUGUCACUUUCUAGCGUUCCUAGAUACUUGUACUGUGUCUGUACUACCACCAGUGUGUCCGGCGUGUGUUGUGUCCACCUCCCCCUUGGUGGCAACUCAUUUCCUUGCCGCUACUUUACACGUCUUCCAGAACCAACCGUCACUGUGUUCUUAAAGGCCUACCUGUGGUUCUGCUGGGUUGUUUUGAAGCAGAACCUCACCUCGUGCGCUAGGUGGAACACUACUCUGUUUUGUCUACUUGAACUUUUGUAGCCCUUCUGCCUCCCAUUCAGGCAGCCACCUUCCACCACACCACUCGCCCCCCCUUCCCCCCUCAAGAGCAUCUUUUCCGAGGUGGGACUCAAAUGUCAAUCAUGUCACCUUAUGGGGUUGAAUUUUGUCUAAAUGUAUGUGUUUUUCUCCCUUCUCAUUUUAUAUUUAAAAAAAACUCAGAAGCAAACAAAUCAAACCUCAUGGCGCUGUAAGACGCAGGCAGCAUCGGCUGGCUGGAGGCUGACAGACCGAGAGCAGGGAGCACUGGACUAGUCAGCCUCUGCCAGGCAACUGCCCAUAUGGCACUAACAAAUUACAAACAAAUCUACUACGACAAUAAACAGCUAAGCAAUCAGAGAGAAUGAACUGAAGUGAAUUUCUGAGCUGUGUUUGGAACUUGAACGUAACACAGAGUAUUAAGUGGAGGGGAGAGGAGGAGGUGCGGCACAUUGAGGGGGCGGCAGGGUAGCCUAGUGGUUAAGAGCAUUGGACUAGUAACCGGAAGGCAGUUAACCUACUGUUCCUAAGCCAUCAUUGAAAAUAAGAAUUUGUUCUUAACUGACUUGCCUAGUUAAAUAAAGGUAAAAUUAAAUUAAAUUGACAGGUGGUGAGACAAGUACUCCAUGCAGAAAGAAGUCUGCCCUCUAGUGGCCGUACCACAGUAUCUCCCCCAUCCCAAUCCUGCUCUCAGGCACUGGGAAAGUAUUGUCAGAAUAGAAUGCUAAAUGCAAUUGUGUUCUAAAAAAACACUGUGUUAAGGGACUCACUCAGCUUAUCUCAUUAUACCUUUGACCCCGUGUGGGUGUAUGAUUAUGAGUCCCAUGAGAAUGCACAUGGACUGUUUUAUUGUAUUUAUUUGGAAAUCUGGUGAGGGGUGAAUAGAUGUGACUUGAGGAGAAGCCAUGUAUUAUUACCACAUUAAUGCUGCAGAGAAUACCGGAUUCAAAUCCACAAAAUGGUCCCCCAGCAUCGGCCCGGGACUUCUAUUAGCAAUAAUCACUAUUGAUUUGAAAGCUUUAUGUCGACCUUUGUAUUUGUUUAUAGACUGUGUGGGUCUAUUUUUGUUUUGUUUAUUAUUUUUAGUUUGGCUAAGAUUUUUUUUCCUCAGAUAUAUAAAUACGUAUAAAACUGUGAAAUUCACUGUGUUUCAGAUAAUGGGUGAGUUUUAGGCUUAUUUUGCAUGUAACCCUAAUUUGUUCAAUUAUGGAUGAUUAGUUUUUUCUCUCCAUCUCGCUCUCAGGGUCUUUAUAAAAUGCAUAUUCAAUACUUCAUUUUCCUGAGUUGCAAGAAGUUCUUACAAGUUCUUUUUUUACGAUUAAAACUGUCAAUCACUACAUUUAGCACUUGACUGUGAACUGCAAUCAGCAGAACAGAGAAAAUGAACUUGUGCAAAAAAUCCUUGUGGUUGAGAGCGUGCUGUCAGCAGGAUUCUUGUUAUAAUACUAUACCCAUUUUUUGUCUGCUUUUGAUUGAUUAUACAUUUUUACCCCCUCCCUCAAAUUGCAGUCACCUCUGGUUUCAACCUCUCUCAUUUGAAGAGGAAAUCAAAUCGUGACUCUGUAAAAACCAAUGAAAGUGGCUGUGUCACUGUCUGACGUUCUGGCCCUUUGUGGAAUGGAACUUUGUGUCGCUGCUACGGCCACACCAGAACUCACCUCAUAAAUGGGCCUGGAUCAGAACCUUUAAAGUUAGCUACACUGCUCCCCUCCCUCCUGGUAUUACAGUGCUUCAGAAUCAGAAAUGUAAGCUGUUCUGUGUCGAAAAAAUGAAAGCAAUAAAGAUAUAUUAAUGAAAGGUGUGAAUCAAACUGGCCUGGUGGUGUCUUUUAUUGUCUGGCACAAACCUGCAUUGAUCACCUGUACUUUGAAUUUAGUUUUACACUAUGUAUGGCCCUGUAUACACAGUUUGUACAACACAUUUGACACAACAGUUGUGAUACAACAGAGUUUGUCUUUACAAAAAUGUUUACACAGCUGUUUUGGAGACACUGAUUGUGUUAAAGUUCUUGUGCAGACAAACCCUCGGUUGUAGCGCAAAAAUAUCUGUUGAAUCACAACCAUUGAGUCCAAUAUGUGUAGAUCAGUUGUGCAACCUGAGCAUGGAAGUGGCCUCAAGGUUCAAACUGAGCCAAGCCCGAGCUAUGCUGGGCUGCCCUGGUUAUACGUCCACCAGCUGCUGGAAAGCGUGAAACAAUGUAAAAAGAAAAUAUCCAAGCCGGCAUAUUACAGUUCAGGGCAACCCUGUCCUAUACACGUUGAAUCAAUCAAGCAUGUGUCUUGUAAUCCAUGAAUGUAGGGUGCGAAGUGAACAUACUCAAAAUUCACCCAUGUCCACGUGGUGCCCCAUUUUUUUAACUAUAGGAUCGUUCCACAAAAUGAGUCCCUUUUUGAGUAGUGUAACUUGAUCAACUUAAUAAAAAACACAUUUUCCAAUCUCAAUGGGUGAAAUUAAAGAAAUUACUAUUGUAAUUGCCUAUUAAGUGCCAAAUAAGUAUCUUAAAUCAGCCAUACAUCCCCUUGUGACAGGGGGAAUAGAAGCUUAUUGUGUGCAAACAGGGAGGGAAAAUUGAAUGCAAAAAUG
Messenger RNA from Oncorhynchus masou masou (cherry salmon), 9740 nucleotides. RefSeq names its product ras-responsive element-binding protein 1-like. NCBI's taxonomy places the organism in Eukaryota, Metazoa, Chordata, Actinopteri, Salmoniformes, Salmonidae. Gene Ontology annotation, cellular component: nucleus. The record is from RefSeq and is a predicted model, not a curated record. The transcript is spliced from 13 exons. Gene Ontology annotation, molecular function: DNA-binding transcription activator activity, RNA polymerase II-specific; RNA polymerase II cis-regulatory region sequence-specific DNA binding. Gene Ontology annotation, biological process: regulation of transcription by RNA polymerase II. The coding region runs from base 525 to 5996 and encodes 1823 amino acids.